This is a messenger RNA of Gorilla gorilla gorilla (western lowland gorilla), 2196 nucleotides long. It is a transcript of the gene CD70, whose product is annotated as CD70 molecule. Lineage: Eukaryota; Metazoa; Chordata; Mammalia; Primates; Hominidae. The transcript is spliced from 5 exons. Gene Ontology annotation, molecular function: tumor necrosis factor receptor binding. The record is from RefSeq and is a predicted model, not a curated record. Gene Ontology annotation, biological process: tumor necrosis factor-mediated signaling pathway; immune response. The coding region runs from base 323 to 904 and encodes 193 amino acids. Gene Ontology annotation, cellular component: extracellular exosome; plasma membrane.
CCAUUGAAGAUUUGACAAAGGCGAAGAAGCUGCAACACAUUUCGGACCUUUGGGCUCACACCAUCAAUACCUCUGAUCCUGAUGACAAACGCCAAUCUGGAUUCUGCAGUUCCAGGAGGCCAUGAAUUCUGGGAGGACACCGUUAACCCACUACAGCCAUCGAGAACAGGAGCAGGAGGCUGGGUGCGGUGGCUCACACCUGUCAUCCCGGCGCUUUGGGGGACCUACGCAGCAGGAUCGCUUGAGCCCAGAUGUUUGAGACCAGCCUGCGCUCCGCGCCCCCAUCGCCCCUCCUGCGCUAGCGGAGGUGAUCGCCACGGCGAUGCCGGAGGAGGGUUCGGGCUGCUCGGUGCGGCGCAGGCCCUAUGGGUGCGUCCUGCGGGCUGCUUUGGUCCCAUUGGUCGCGGGCUUGGUGAUCUGCCUCGUGGUCUGCAUCCAGCGCUUCGCACAGGCUCAGCAGCAGCUGCCGCUCGAGUCACUUGGGUGGGACGUAGCUGAGCUGCAGCUGAAUCACACAGGACCUCAGCAGGACCCCAGGCUAUACUGGCAGGGGGGCCCAGCACUGGGCCGCUCCUUCCUGCAUGGACCAGAGCUGGACAAGGGGCAGCUACGUAUCCAUCGUGAUGGCAUCUACAUGGUACACAUCCAGGUGACGCUGGCCAUCUGCUCCUCCACGACGGCCUCCAGGCACCACCCCACCACCCUGGCCGUGGGAAUCUGCUCUCCCGCCUCCCGUAGCAUCAGCCUGCUGCGUCUCAGCUUCCACCAAGGUUGUACCAUUGCCUCCCAGCGCCUGACGCCCCUGGCCCGAGGGGACACACUCUGCACCAACCUCACUGGGACACUUUUGCCUUCCCGAAACACUGAUGAGACCUUCUUUGGAGUGCAGUGGGUGCGCCCCUGACCACUGCUGCUGAUUAGGGUUUUUUAAAUUUUAUUUUAUUUUAUUUAAGUUCAAGAGAAAAAGUGUACACACAGGGGCCACCCGGGGUUGGGGUGGGGGUGUGGUGGGGGGUAGUGGUGGCAGGACAAGAGAAGGCAUUGAGCUUUUUCUUUCAUUUUCCUAUUAAAAAAUACAAAAAUCAGCUGGGCGUCGUGGCGUGCAUCUGUAAUCCCAGCUACUCGGCCGACUGAGGCGGGAGAAUCGCUUGAACCGAGGAGGUGGAGGUUGCAGUGAGCCGAGAUUGCGCCACUGCACUCCAGCCUGGGCAACAGAGCAAGACUCUGUCUCAGGAAAAAAAAAUGUUCUUGGUUAGGGAUGUUUGAAGAACAGAGGAAGUGGGCUGGGCACGGUGGCUCAUGCCUGUAAUCCCAGCACUUUGGGAGGCUGAGGAAGGCAGAUCGCUUGAGCCUAGGAGUUCAAGACCAGCCUGGGCAACAUAGUGAGACCCCCAUCUCUACAAAAAAUACAAAAAUUAACCAGAUGUAGUGGUGUGCUAGUCCAAGCUACUCCAAAGGCUGAAGUGGGAGAUUGGGUAGAGCCCAGGAGGUCAAAGGCUGCAGUGAGCCGUGAUCAUGCCACUGCACUCCAGCCUGAGCAAGAGUAAGAUUCCUUGUCAAAAAAAAAAAAAAAAGUUCUGUUUUCUCCUUGGUGCAUCUAUUUGACAAGAGAGGAAACACAAAGAUCACUUUGGGUGACUGUCUCUCAAAGCAGACAAUGCAAAAUACCUAACGAGCUGGGAGGCCAGGGCGGGUGGAUCACUUGAAAUCAGGAGUUCGAGACCAGCCUGGCCAACAUGUAAAACUCCGUCUCUACUAAAAAUACAAAAAUUAGCCAAGCGUGGUCGAGGGCACCUGUAAUCCCAGCUACUCAGGAGGCUGAGGCAGGAGAAUCGCCUGAACCCAGGAGGCGGAAGUUUCAGGGAGCCAAGAUCGCGUCAUUGCACUCCUGCCUGGUGAUAGGUGUUGCCAACCACCAUGGCACACAUUUAACAAUGUAACGGAACUGCACAUCCUGCACAUGUACCCCAGAACUUAAAUAAUAAUAAUAAAAGAUCAUUUGAGGUCAGGAGUUCAAGACAAGCCUGGCCAACAUGGCGAAACCUCACCUCUACUGAAAAUACAGGGUCUUGAUCUGUCACCCAGGCUGCAGUGCAGUGGCAUGAUCCUGUCUCACUGCAGCCUCAAACUCCUGGGCUCAAACGAUCCUCCCACCUCAGCCUCCCAAAUAGCUAGGACCGCCAGCACAGGCCACUA